CAUAACACGGGGCCAGGGAUCCUUCAUUGGUGUCGGCGAGCGAUGCGUCUUCCUGGAGGUUUGCAUAGAUUGGCACUGAGGAAAUUGAUAGGGCAGCAGCGGCGAUGCUUUGCCUCUCGCAUUGUCUCGCCCGCUCGGUGUCUGGUCGAUCGGGCGAAUUUUUUCCGGCCUGAGACUGGAUUGUCCAGGCUUGUUGGGGGCUUGCUAGGGGCCCCGAUCGGCGAUGUCAGUGAUGCUAGGCAGCAGCAGAGACGAGGGUUUCUGGGUUUUGGUGAUGGAGAUGAAGACAGGGGGCUUUCCAAGCACUACGAAGAGAAGCGAGUCAUGGGGUACACGCCAGAGCAACUGUUCGACGUGGUCGCAGGUGUUGAUAUGUAUGAGGAAUUUGUGCCUUGGUGCCAACGGUCCAACGUGAUCUGGCAGAAAGGCAGCGAACUUGAAGCAGAGCUUGAAAUAGGAUUUCAGUUCUUUGUCGAGAGCUACACCUCGCAUGUUCAGCUCACACGGCCCAAACUCAUCAAGACAUCGGUCUCGAAGAGUGCAAUUUUCGAGUACUUGAACAACACAUGGGAAAUAAGUCCUGGACCUUCUCCCGCAACAUGCAACCUCCACUUUACGGUCGACUUUCAGUUCAGGUCUCCUUUGUACACGAAGGUAGCGAACGUAUUUUUUGACGAAGUCGUCGCUCGACUUGUUGCUGCGUUUGAAAACCGCUGCUUGAGGGUAUACGGCCCUUCAAAGGUUGUUAUGCAUGCGUAAUCAGGUUUAGGUGGGGUGGGAAGAGGCCCUCCUUUUUUGUUUCCUCUCUUCCAUCAUUUGUGAAGCACAUUGCUUCGAAUCGCAUUCCGGGAUGUAAUCUCACUUACCUUCGCCAAA
Molecule: messenger RNA, 876 nt
Organism: Selaginella moellendorffii
Lineage: Eukaryota; Viridiplantae; Streptophyta; Lycopodiopsida; Selaginellales; Selaginellaceae
Product: coenzyme Q-binding protein COQ10 homolog B, mitochondrial
Exons: 5
Coding region: 43-759 (238 amino acids)
Biological process (GO): ubiquinone biosynthetic process; cellular respiration
Molecular function (GO): ubiquinone binding
Source: RefSeq, a predicted model, not a curated record